Molecule: messenger RNA, 2204 nt
Organism: Notodromas monacha
Lineage: Eukaryota; Metazoa; Arthropoda; Ostracoda; Podocopida; Cyprididae
Source: the annotation of a GenBank genome assembly
AUGAAUUCUCCGUCCAGUUCAAAUCCCAGUAGUAGUGUCGCGCCGGUGACUCACACUGCUGUCGCGUCGCCAUCAGCAGCGACACCAGGCUCAACCACGCCAGCAAUAGAAAACUCGACGACGAUGACGAGUUCCUCCACGACAGGAGCAACACAUCAUCCCGACGCAUCCAGUGUCAACGUGGGCCCCCCAUUGCGACGAAUGUCGAACCUGAGUCUCAACGCCCCGAUCGACAUGCUGCCCGUCGGCAGCCGGGCCAGUGUCGGAUCUGACGCCCGGAUAGAGGCGCAGGCGUACAUCCGGCGCCAGUUGUCCAUCAUUUCUCUGGAAAACGGCGCCGGUCAGCAGCAGGGCGACUCUGACGAGUCCUGCUGGACGAAAUUCGCGAGGGCCUGUUGCGUUUUGCCUCGCGGCUCAUCGUGCUUCAAGGCGCCGAAUCGCUGCACGCGUCGGCGCAGUUCCAAGGAUGACUACCUCGACCCAAAUGUCUCUGAGCAAAACGUCGCUGUAGCAGCCAUUUUGCAAAGUGAGGAUCAACAAACAUCACAGAAUACCUGGUUACUUGAUCCAAAUUCUCCAGCACUCAUGGACUCCCUGGAACAACCGAAGAAACAGAAGCAGCCAUUCGACAACGCCUCUUUCGUCCCCGACGACUUGGACGAUAUCAAGUCAAUUUCUUCCGCCUCGACGCAAAUAUCGUUGCCGAACGCAGCCGGGCAAAAAAAGCGCAGCAAGGACGAGAACGCGUUGCGCAAAAUCGCAGAAACCUUCGCCGCGAAGCUGACCCGCCUCAAGGAAACCAAGCCUGGAAGCAGCAGAAAAAAUGCAAAUAACAUAAGCAACAACAACAACAACGACAGCAUCACCAACACGAACAGCGAGCGUCGCAAUCGCGACAGGUCACCCAAAACCGCGGGGUUCUACGACUUUGGAUACUCGUCCUCGUCGGCGGCGACGGUGGCGGCUGCGGCGUCGACGCCAAGUGGCGGCGAGCAGGAUUCGCUGACGUCGGGUCAACCCGGCGACGAGGAAUGCGCAGUGAUUCAAGCCGGGUGCGAGGGUCGGUACAGGAGACUGUCGUUCGACAGUCGACCCGUGACCCCGAUCGGUGUCACGAGCAAAGAGCGGCGGGCCUCGGUUUCCAUCGACGUUCCCGUCGCUAUUCUGCGGAUGACCCCGAUCAAUGACCCCCGCUGAAAUGCGAUUAGAUGCGGGAACCAGGAAAAAAAAGCAACCCGGGAUUCAUUUUUUAUUUAAAUUUUCCCUAAUAACGUGCAGAAGUCAAGGAAUCUGUAUAAAAGUGAAAAAAAUAUUUUCUGGUUACCGGAUUCACACGAACAGCUAGGACACCAUCGAAUUCAUCAAGCACUUCUAUUCGAGUGACGUUGAUUUUUUCAAAUAUUGUCUGCGCGAAAAACACUUUUCUAUCUAUCUUGGAAAACAGCGCACAAAAUUUCGCUGAUUUUACUCGUGAUACGAUACCAAUCGCCUGAAACUUUUUAUUAUAAUUCCUAUACGCCUAAGAACUCAAUACGAUUAAAAAAAAGUGCUCCGUUCAAUUCUAAGCUAGAUUUUACAGUUUUAAAAUAAAAAUAAAAAAUCAAGCCCUCCACCUUGGAACCUGAGACGUCAUCGACUGGAGAAAGCAGUAUUCAAAAUGUAAAUGAACUGUUCAAGAAAAAAAUAAUUAUUAUUUUAACAAGUAACACUUCUGGAUGUUUUUAGGUACCUGCCCUCUUCAUUUCAAAACUGACGAAAAUGCGUGUAUCGAACGUGUAUGCACAUGGAAUUCGCUGGUUUUUACAAAAUUCGGACACGAUAUCUGCAAUACUAUUUAUUUUUACACACGCGGAUUAUUCAAAAUUUAAAACACUGUGAAUGCCAAGUGUGGUGAAAUCUUCGAAUGCGUGAUUGGAUCUAUAUCCGGUGCUUUAAUUGAAUGCCAAUUUAUUUUUACACCGAUUUUUUUGCACGAUUGCGAGGGUUACUUUUCGGAUGUUCAGAAAGAUGAUAUUACAAGAAUGGGAACUGAAUUUGCAGGUGUCCCCCACGAGAACUAAUCACUAUACACGACGGACGAAAAUUGUUCGAGUGGUUUUUUGUUUCGUCAGUGGAAAGAUUCAUCAAUAUUCCAUGCUUGCGUUUCAACAACCUCUUGAAAUCUUGAUCGAGAAUAGACGUCUUGUGUUUUUUUUUUUUCAAAA